Impatiens glandulifera is the source of this 1482-nucleotide messenger RNA. RefSeq names its product beta-amyrin 28-monooxygenase-like. The record is from RefSeq and is a predicted model, not a curated record. Lineage: Eukaryota; Viridiplantae; Streptophyta; Magnoliopsida; Ericales; Balsaminaceae. Gene Ontology annotation, molecular function: monooxygenase activity; oxidoreductase activity, acting on paired donors, with incorporation or reduction of molecular oxygen; iron ion binding. Gene Ontology annotation, biological process: sterol metabolic process. The transcript has 3 exons. Bases 1 to 1440 code for a protein of 479 amino acids.
AUGGAAUUUUCUCUCCUCUCGGACGUCCUCCCCCUAGUAUGUGUCCUCAUAGCCACAGCCCUCACGGUUAGGCUCUUGAGGUCGAAGUCUGAUGCCGGUUCCUUACCACCCGGGACCACCGGAUGGCCGAUCUUCGGCGAGAGUUUGGAAUAUCUCAAGAAAGGAUGGAAUGGAAACCCUCAAGAGUUUAUACAAGAAAGAAUGGCCAUGUUCUCCCCUCAUGCCUUUAAAACUUCCCUCUUCGGGGAGCAUACCAUCGUCCUUUGUGGAGCUGCGGGCAAUAAGUUUAUGUUCUCGAACGAGAACAAACUCGUCACCGCUUGGUGGCCCACGUCUAUUGACAAGAUAUUUCCAUCGUCAACUCAAACUUCAUCGAACGAGGAGAUGAAGAAAAUGAGGAAGCUCCUCCCGCAUGUUCUAAGGGCGGAGGCCCUUCACCGUUACAUUGGAAUAAUGGACUCCAUCUCCCGUCGCCACCUUGAAUCUGACUGGGCUAACCGCGAUGAGGUCACCGUGUUUCCACUUGCCAAGAUGUACACAUUUUGGCUCGCGUGUCGCCUCUUCAUCAGCGUUGAGGAUCCCGAUCAAGUCGCUAAGUUCUCCGAGCCCUUCAACCUCCUCGCCUCGGGGAUCUUUUCUGUCCCCAUACACAUCCACGGGACGCCUUUCAACAAGGCCAUUAAGGCCUCCAAUCAAAUUCGAAAGGAUCUUAGAGCCGUUAUCAAGCAAAGGAAGAUCGACUUAGCCGAGAACAAGGCGUCUCCUACUCAAGACAUAUUGUCGCACAUGUUGUUGACGGCCGACGACGAUGGAAACUUCAUGCAUGACAUGGAUGUUGCCGAUAAGAUUUUGGGAUUGUUGGUUGGAGGACACGACACCGCUAGUAUAACAAUAACCUUCAUCAUAAAAUAUCUCGCCGAGUUGCCCGAGGUCUAUGCCGAGGUUAUUAGAGAACAAAUGGAGAUAGCGAAAUCUAAGGCACCGGGAGAACUAUUGAAUUGGGAUGAUAUUCAAAAGAUGAAAUAUUCAUGGAAUGUGGCAUGCGAGGUGUUGAGACUUAACCCUCCCCUUCAAGGUGCUUUUCGUCAAGCCAUAGUUGAUUUCACUUACUCCGGUUUCUCCAUUCCAAAGAGAUGGAAGCUCUAUUGGAGCGCACACUCGACUCAUAGAAACCCUAAAUAUUACCCCGAGCCAGAUACUUUCAACCCAUUGAGGUACGAAGGUAGUGGACCGGCACCAUACACUUACGUGCCCUUUGGAGGGGGGCCACGGAUGUGUCCCGGUAAAGAGUACGCGAGGUUGGAGAUCCUCGCCUUCAUGCACAACCUAGUCACGAGAUACAAGUGGGAAAAAGUUAUUGUCGAUGAUAAGAUCAUCGUGGAUCCUAUGCCCGUCCCAGAAGGUGGCCUCCCAAUUCGCCUUUAUCCUCUAAAAGCCUAAAUUGCCUAUUGUAAUGGUUUCUCGAGUUGUUCUCAUAGUCGU